AUGGACAGCGACCCCUUCGUGACGGACGUGCUGCACGUCUUGAGCCGCUACUCGGAGACGGCCAAAGACGCCCUCGCCGGCGACGUGCUGGAAGUGCCCAACGGCGGCGCGCUGCCGAAGGAUGAGGCCCAAGAAGAGGCCUUGCGCCAGAAGAGCGCGGAGGAUGAGCUCCUGGUGCGGCGGGCGCUGGACCGGUUCCGGGCCAUGGCAGCGGCGGAGCAGAAGCGCUGGAAGACCGGCAGCGGGGAGCUGCUGCAGAUCUACGUGGCAGCACGCCGCCAGGAGCUGGAGGUGGCCAAGCGCUGCUUCGCGGACGGCGAGCUCAAGGCGCGCUUCACCCAGCAGGUCACGGACCGAGUGAACCAACACCUGGUGCCUUUGACCAAGAAGACGCCCCAGCCCGCGCACCGCGAGACCAAAGACGUCGAGGCGCAAAAGGCCUGGGCCGGCGAGGUGAGCCGUGCCAUCAUUAGCCAGGUGCGCCAGGAGUGGCGCGGCGGGCAGCGCCAGCUCCUGCAGCGCCUUGCCCAGGACAUGCGGGAGGCUCAGCAGACUACUGCAGAGGUGCUGGAGCGGCACCUGGCGGCGUCCGGGGCCUCCCAGGCGCAGGCCACGGAGCUCUGGCGCCAGCGCGCCGAAGAGCUGCGGAAGCGCCUGGGGCGCCUGGUGGAGGCCUACCGCCUCGCUUUGAUGGCGAUGCGCCAGGCGGAGCUGGACGAGGUGAAGCAGCACAACAGCCAGCAGGGCCAGUUUUUCCAGCGGGAGAUCCAGCAGAUGGCCAAGGCGGACGAGGAGGCGCAGCAGCGCGCGGGGAAGAUCAAGAAGCUGAAGCAGGCCUUGGGCAAGUGGCAAAAGCAAUACCUCGCAGACGCGCUGUCGCAGGCGGCUGAGCGGGAGGCGAUGUCUGCUCCUUCUGAGAUGUGCGACCUGCAGGAGCUGGCGGCGGACGCCUGGUUCUCGGAGGAGCUCCCGCAGCUUUCCGCCGCCGCCAACGCCGAGGCGGCGGAGGUGGCGGAGACCGGGGAGGAGGAGGCGGUGGCCGCGGCGGCGCUGGGCCGGCUCUGCGGUGAAGCCUUGGCUUCGCGCCUGGAGGCUUGCGGCAUUGUCAUGGAUCACCUCUGGGAAAGCUCCGAGGAGGACGCCUGGAACUUCCUGCACGGCCUGGAGGAGGAGGUCCCGGCCUCAACGGAGGCGAUCCAACUCUACGAGCAGUUCCUGUCGGCCCACGGGGUGCUGUGCCCCUUGGGGGGCCCCUUGGUCACCAGCGCCUUGCUCCAGGAGGCGGAGACGGCCCAGCGCGAGGCCGAGCGGGCGCCCGCGACGGCCAAGAAGGGAGAAAAUUCCGGGCCUGCCAGUCGGCGCCCGAAGUUUGGAUUUCCGUCGCAGGGCGCCUUGCUAGCGGAGAACUUUGGGCUGCAGGAGGCCUCUCCGAAGCCAGCGCCGGCGGCCUUCCCGGAGCCGCCCCCGGCGCCGCCGGCGGCGCCGGCGGUGGCAGCUGCCACGAUGAUUCUCCCCAAGGCAGCGCCCAGCGCGGCGGCGGGAUCAGGCUAUCCAGCAAAGGCGAAGCCAGCACCCGCGCCUGUGGCCAAAGGGCCGCCGGUGAUUGUUUGGGUGGAUGGCAACCCGAAAGCUUGGCAGUCGAGCAAGCUCAAGGGCCAUUCAGGCAUCGACUUCCAGGGCUUCGACGGGAACAACAAGGACAAGCCUUGGCUGGAGUACUGCCGGCAAAAAGCCCUUCGGGCCGAGCAUGUGGCAGUGGUCAUCAUGAACCGCCGGCACAAGGCGGACGCUGAGGCCAUCUGGAAAUCCUGUGUCCAUAGCGGCGUCGACCCCCCCAGGUUCAUUGUGAUGUGCAAGCAAUGCCCGCCGGAGGAUGUUUGCCGCGAGUGGGGCAUGCAGGACAUCCAAGUGGUCCACGACUGGGUCGUGGCCGCGGACAAUGCUCUCAGCGAGGCUCGCACGCCAGCGCCGUCCAGCGCAGGUCCCUCCGCGCCACCCCUGGAGAUGUGA
Effrenium voratum is the source of this 2010-nucleotide messenger RNA. NCBI's taxonomy places the organism in Eukaryota, Dinophyceae, Suessiales, Symbiodiniaceae. The record is from the annotation of a GenBank genome assembly.